AUGGCUGCAGUUGCAGACGAAGGCUCCUGUUUGGCCGAUUGUGCCCUCCACCUUCUCCUGCGUUUUACUGGCCGCCCCCUUGUGAUGGUCGUUGGUCAAGGCAAGGACCCUCUGCAUGCUCUCCCGGAGAGCGGCGAGUUCAAGCGCGUGGGCGUCGGCUGCAGCAGCCAAAGCAUGCUGGUGGCGAGGGCCCGAUUGUUGGACAUUCGCGUCCGUCCCUGGUUGCUGGUGCUGGGAGGGGCUCUGGCUCUGCGAGCCGUGAUAGGUCGCUGGCUCGAGCUCGAAGCCGCCGCAAGCUGGUGCUUCCGCACUUCGAAGAAGGUUUGUUUGCGUCAUCGCCCCCUCUUUGAAUGCUUCACGCAUGUCGGUGGCAACCAUGUCCCUUCAGCGAGGCCGAACUUACUUGUCGGAUGUAGCGCUAACCGAGAGCAACUUCUCCAGCUCCUCCUCGGCUAUCCUCACAAGCGUCGACUGUUGCGGUUGCUGCCGUUGUACCACCGUUGGAGAGUGGUUAUGCACAGAUCUUCACUGUCGCGGAACUUUCCCGUGUUUGACGAACUGAGCGAGAUCGAACAUCGCAGCGUGCUCGAGGGACUGAAACUUAUCGGGGGCUCGUUCCGUCCUUCUCGUACAUGGCCACAGCGAGGGUGUGAGGUGGACGAUCCUCGUGGGAGAACGGCCUUGGAUGGUCUGGGAAAAGGAUUGGCGAUUGUGGCGGCAAGGAAGUGCAGUGAGGGUAACGGCGGUUACGAGUGCGUGAACGAUGUGGAAGAGGGAAAAAGGGAAGCAGGCGGAGGGGGUGGAUUCCUCCACGGGGUAUAA
This is a messenger RNA of Fimicolochytrium jonesii, 822 nucleotides long. RefSeq lists its product as uncharacterized. The record is from RefSeq and is a predicted model, not a curated record. NCBI's taxonomy places the organism in Eukaryota, Fungi, Chytridiomycota, Chytridiomycetes, Spizellomycetales, Powellomycetaceae. The coding region runs from base 1 to 822 and encodes 273 amino acids. The transcript is spliced from 4 exons.